Scophthalmus maximus (turbot) is the source of this 6863-nucleotide messenger RNA. RefSeq names its product L1 cell adhesion molecule, paralog a (gene l1cama). The coding region runs from base 381 to 4220 and encodes 1279 amino acids. Gene Ontology annotation, biological process: cell-cell adhesion; axon guidance. The transcript is spliced from 28 exons. Lineage: Eukaryota; Metazoa; Chordata; Actinopteri; Pleuronectiformes; Scophthalmidae. The record is from RefSeq and is a predicted model, not a curated record. Gene Ontology annotation, cellular component: plasma membrane; axon. Gene Ontology annotation, molecular function: protein binding.
UUUCUAUCACUGCAGCAUCAGCAGAGAGGAGAGGUGCACAAUCAAUUUCACAGGGAAGAAGAAGAAGAAAAGGCACAAGUAGAUAAGGAAGAGAGGGAGGAACAGAGCACGCCGAGGAGUUGCCAGGGGGAAAAGAGGGGCAUCAGUGUGGAGAGAGGAGACCAGCAGGAGGGCGUGGAUCUCAGCUAAAGAAGGAGACAAGGGGAAAAAAGGAGAGACGACCCAGAGUGACCAAAGACAUAUGAGGAGAGGCCUCCUGGUAGAGAAACAUAGCCUCACACUUGCUCAGCACGGGUGUGUGUCUGUGUUGGGGUGGCCCUCUGUGUGCAUUUAACUGUACGUGUGUGUGAGCAGGUGGUACUUUGAUGGGACAGUGAGCAAUGCCUCACACGCAGCAACAGCAGGUUGGCAGUAGGGGGCAGUGCUCCCCCCGCCUCCGCCCCCUCCUCCUCCUCCUCAUCUCCCUCACUGCCCAGCUCGGCCAAGCUGCCAUACACAUACCCUCCAACUACCACAUAAGUGAUCUGAAGAGGCCUCCAGUGAUCACGAUGCAGCCGGAGUCUGUCACCGUCUUCAGCGUGGAGGACCUCGUCAUGAGAUGCAAAGCCUCCGGAAACCCUCCACCCAUUGUCCGAUGGACAAAGGACGGACUUGAGUUCAACCAAGGCAGCGACCCGGAGCUGAAGGUUUCUGAGGUCACUGCCUCGUUCCCGUUCUACACGCUCAGUAAUACUAUGGACAGCCUGAAGCAGUACCAGGGCAAAUAUGUCUGCUACGCAUCCAAUGAGCUGGGGACUGCCGUGUCUAAUGAGGCCUUACUCAUUACUGAUGUUCCUCCAACCCUGCAGAAAGAAAAAAAGGUUCAUGUGAAGUCUGAACAGGGAAGCAGUAUUGUUCUGAAGUGUAAUCCCCCACAGAGCUCUAUGGAGCCUAUCAUUCACUGGAUGGACUGGAGGCUGCACCAUAUCCAGCUUAGUCAGCGAGUGAUGGUUGGGAAGGAUGGAAACCUGUACUUUGCCCAUUUGACAACUGAGGACAGCAGGGACGACUACACCUGCAAUGUUCAGUAUCUGGCGACCCGCACCAUUCUACCAAAGGAGCCCAUCACUCUGACCGUCACCGCUUCCAACUCAGUAGUGCGGAACAAGCGACCCCAGAUGAUGAGACCUGCUGGAAGCCACAGCACUUACCACGCCCUCAGGGGCCAGACCGUUGAGCUUGAGUGCAUCGUCCAAGGCCUUCCUACUCCUGAUGUGACGUGGCUGUGGAAGGAUGGUGAGAUGUCCAACAACCGAACUAUGAAAGACAUGUUUGACCGCCGCCUGCGCUUCAGUAGUAUCUCAGAGAGUGAUGCGGGAGAGUACCAGUGUAGAGCAAACAACUCCCAAGGAGCGAUCACACACACUUACACUGUGAUUGUGGAAGCUGGUCCCUACUGGACUAAAGAGCCAGUCAGUCAGUUAUAUGCCCCAGGUGAGACUGUCAGGCUAGACUGCCAGGCGGACGGCAUCCCCUCUCCUAUCAUCAGCUGGACUAUCAAUGGGAUCCCGGUAUCAGCAACCGAUAAGGACUCAAGACGUAUUCUGACAACCAGCGGAUCUCUAAUCCUAAAUGAUGUCAACUUCGGUGACACUGCCAUAUACCAGUGUCAGGCCUCCAACAAGCAUGGAACCAUCCUUACAAACACCAACGUUUAUGUCAUUGAGCUGCCUCCACAGAUACUUACUGAAGACGGGAAUAAGUACACAUUAACAGAGAGCCAAAAGGCUUUGCUGGAGUGUGAGACCUUUGGUUCUCCUCAACCUAAAGUCAUAUGGGAGAGAGGCAGCGACUCCCUUCUGGCGGAUCCCAGAGUGAACCUACUCACGAAUGGGGGGCUCGAGAUCUCUAACGUCACACACGACGAUGAGGGCUUCUACACCUGUUCUGUACAGAACACCAAUUUGUCAGUCAAUGCAGAGCUGGAAGUGCUCAACAGGACAGUGAUCCUGACACCACCGCAGGCUCUGAAGGUGCAGGCUGGAAACACAGCAAUCUUCACUUGCCUGGCCCUAUUUGACCCCAAACUCGGCUCUCCGUUAAUUCAGUGGCGAAAAAGCAAUCAGAAGCUGUUUGAGUCCCAAAGUGACGAAAAAUACACAUUGGAAGGACCGGACCUAAUAAUUGCUAAUGUGGGACCAGAUGAUGAGGGUGUGUACACCUGUCAGGUCAUCACUAAGCUUGACAUGGCUGAAGCCAGUGGCACCCUCACUUUGUGUGAUCGUCCAGACCCACCUGUUCUUCUUCAGAUCACUGAUCCCAAGCGUCGUGCAGUCACCCUUAGCUGGACUCCCGGAGACGACCAUAACAGCCCUGUGCUAGAGUAUGUGGUUGAGUUUGAGGACCAAGGAUCGAAGGAGAGGAAUUGGGAAGAGAUGAAGAGAGUAAGUGGAAACACAGAGCGUGCAAGCCUCCCUUUGUGGCCCAACAUGUCCUACCGUUUCCGGGUCAUUGCUGUCAAUGAUUUGGGUAAGAGCGACCCCAGCAAGCCAUCUGAAAUACACAAGACAUCUCCUGAAGCUCCAGAAAACAACCCUGAAGAUGUAAGAAGUGAGUCCACAGACCCGGACAAUCUGGUCAUCACCUGGGAGGAAAUGGACGAACGCGACUUCCAUGGACCUGAAUUCAGGUACAGGGUGCUGUGGAGGCGCGUGCUGGGCAGCGGGCCCACCUGGCACAUCAACUACACAACGGCACCGCCAUUCAUUGUCAAUGAUGUUGGAAACUUCUCUGCCUUUGAGAUAAAAGUUCAGGCUGUCAAUGAGAAAGGAGAUGGACCUGAACCAGACCCAGUCAUUGGUUACCCAGGAGAAGACGUCCCAUUGGAGGCUCCAAUGGAUGUGGGCGUUGUGCUAAUGAACAGCACUACCAUCAAAGUGACCUGGGCAGCAGUAGACAAAAAGACGGUCAGAGGACACCUGCUGGGAUACAAGAUCUACUUGACCAGGACUGGCUCUAGGGGCCACCACAGAGGCCGGAGGGCCAAGGAGUCAGAAAGCACCAUGGUGGUGGAGACUGGGGCCAACGAGGAGAAGAAGGUGAUCAGUGAUCUCAGACCGUACUCCCACUACACCCUGGCAGUCACGGUAUUCAACAGCAAGGGAGAGGGACCUGCCUCGGAGAUGCUGUCCUUCAAGACUAAUGAGGGAGUUCCUGGUCCUCCCACGUCCCUGAUUUUGGACAGUCCUUCAGAGACAGAAAUGACCCUCCACUGGACACUUCCAGACCAGCCCAACGGAGUCCUCCUUGGAUAUCUACUGCAAUACCAACGGGUUGUGGAGAGUGACGACAGCCCCAUGCAAGUGGAGACAAUAGACGAUCCCACGGUCACCCACCUCACCCUGAAGAGCCUGGAUCGCCAGAGCCACUACCGCUUCUACCUGAGGGGGCGCACUGCUACUGGGGAUGGAGAGCCCAUUAAGAAGGAGGGCGCCACCACGCUGGAUGGAGCACCUCCUUCCAACAUCAGCCUGUCUGUGGGGGAAAACUCAGUUAACUUAAGCUGGGUAGCCAAAAAGAGACACAGGAAUGUUAAUUUCCAGAUCCACUACCUCAACAAGAACGAUGGCAGUAAAUGGAAGAAGACAGAAAUGGUGAAUUCCUCUCAGUCUUUCUACCAGCUCCAGGGCCUGACACCUGGCUCUCUGUAUCAUCUACGCUUCACCUACAGCAACAUCACCUUCUGGAACGUUGACGUUGAGACAGAAGGAACAGGAGUGACGGAGGUGCAGCCAAGCUUCGCAACGCAAGGCUGGUUUAUCGGCGUUGUGAGCGCCAUCGUGCUGCUGCUGCUGAUACUGCUCAUCCUCUGCUUCAUCAAGAGAAGUAAAGGGGGAAAGUACUCAGUGAAAGAUAAAGAAGAGGGCCCAAUGGAUUCGGAGGCACGGCCUAUGAAGGAUGAGACUUUUGGAGAGUACAGCGACCUGGAGGAGAAGCGUACGGCCAGCCAGCCGUCCCUGUGCGAGGAGAGCAGGCUGUGCAGUGAGGAUAACCUUGACUUCAACGGCGGCAGCGCCAUAACCACGGAGCUCCACCUGGAUGAGUCUCUGGCCAGCCAGCUCAGUCGGCCCAGCGAAGGUCCGGAGGCGCUUCAUGGCCUGCCAGACAACUCCCCGCUCAACCCCACCACCGUCUCCUCAGCCACCAAUGGCACGCCCAACUCAGUAACCAUCCUCGAUUAACCCCCACACAUCCACUUGGACCACCAGACCAAAACAUGUCAACACAUAUGUGCCCAUACGCUCUUGUUCCUUACUGACUUGCUGAUCUGUACUUUGACGACUAAUACACAAUCAAUAUAUUGACUAUUCAGAUGCCCCUGGUAGUCAUCUGAUCGACUGGACUAUUUUGACCAAAGGAGUGUCCAAAUUAGUGGACAAGUCUGACUGACCUGAAGAUGUCCUUAGACCUCCCCCCCCCCUUUUAUUUGUGUAGUUUACAACCAAUCCAAAUUACUAACAUUCAUUUCUUUCCCUUUCUUCUCUUUCUUUCUCUCCGCAACCAUCUCUUUAAAAAGAUAAAAACAGAAUGCAGUACAGCUAGAAAUAUCCGAAGGACCGUCGGUGUGGUCCGAUAGAGAUGCAGUUGUACAUUUAAAGAGGAGGAUGUGUGAGGAAAAAAGACAGCACGUGCUGCUGUGACAAGUCUUGAAACCUAGAUUAUUUAUCAUGUCUUGACUUAUUUUUUAUGUCCAACACCAUCUGAUGCCUUUGAUUUUACUCAUCAGUGACAUUUUAGUUUUUUUGAGUUUGAAAACAAAAACAAAAAACAAUUUUGUCAUGAUCUGUGGUUUUUGUUUUUAUCAUCAUGUUUUCUUAUUGUGUUGUACAUUAUUUAUAUAAGACUCAUGACUUCUCCUUAUUGACAUAAUUCAUAAAUCAAGAUGUUUUCAUUGAAACAAACCGAAGCCAAGUUUCUUUCUAUAAAUAGCAGUUGAUUCAUUAAGGGGAACUUGCUGUGAAGAUGCUGAGUAGCAUCUGGUGUAUAUAGCUGCAUCUACAUUUAUCUACUUAGCCAUAAUACAGUAUUAUAGAUAUGUACAUGCUCCUUAUAUGUCCCUGUGCCUGCUGGGUCUGCAUAGAGCACCAGAUUGAUGUCAUUACUCUCUCGCCUUCCCACCAGAAGUUAAAUGUCAUUAUUGGAAAUGAUAUUGUAAUUUUUUGUGUCAAGACCUAUGUGUAGCUUUCUGUAUCUGUCUGUCUCUUUCUACACUGUAUUAAAAACAUUGUUGUCUCUAAUUAACAAUCUUUUCAUACCUGUUCAUCUCAUAUUACGCAAAUUGUUUGAGGAGCAGUAUUUAUGUAUAUUACAGAUUGGAGAGUGGACAAACACUCUCAAUUUUAUUUUAUUUUGACCCUUAUCAAUGCAAGUUGAUAUUGCAGACGGGCGUAAUGAUGUACAAUAGAGGUAAACAGUUGGUAGUUACAUCAAACACAGGGAAUGUAUUCUUUUCAGACUGGGUAGACAUUGUAUCUACAUGCUACUGAUUCGGAAAAAUAAAUAAAUCUGAGAUACAAGGUACUGCGAGAGGAGUGGCUACGAGAAGACCUGGAGGGAAAUUCUUUCCCCCACUGAAUGUAAAUACAACCCUAAAAGAUUGUUCUUAUGAACCCAACCAUGUUUGAUUUAAUAAAAUGUGAAAAAUGUGCAGGUUUAAAAUCACUUAAUUUCAAAUUGUUGCAAGCUGUAACAUUUCUUCUUUGUACUAUUGCUAUGAAUUCAACCUUUGCUGUUUUUGACAAAUGUCUGCAGUGAGAUUUGUCUGUUUUAGCAGAAAUAGCUCAUAGCUGAGGAAAGAAAAGGGGUGGGUCCAUAUUGUUCUGUAGAUGUUUUUGAAUAUUUCAACAUUUGGAAAUCAAAAAAAUGUACAUUAGUGUCAUUAGUGAUAGUAGUAGUUGCAUUACAAUGAAAGCUAAGAUUCUGUUCCUGCCCUUAACCAUUCAGCAAUGCAUUGCAGUGCAGUGAAUAUCUGUGGAGUUUUUGUCUGAUGCAGUUAUGAGGCAGGGAUGCAGCGAGCCAGUUUGUGCACACCACAGGGAGCACCUAUAUGCAACGUUGCAAUCUCAGUUCUCCCUACUCAAAUAAGAGCUUGACAUUGGCCAAAUAUCACCUUGACACUCCCUGAGGUAAAGAAUAUGGGAUGUCUAAAAUGGCCGGUGGCACAGAAGUGUGUGUGUGUGAGCUCCCUGCUGUCGGUUAUACAGACACACUCAGGACAAAUAAAGGUUUAAAAAAAUCUAUUUUCAUACAGCGACGAAUGACACAAAAAUAUGCCAAUAUUCUAACUCGACUAUCUGCUGCUAAACAUCUGUGUUUGUCAGUGUUGGGGGCAAAUGUUAGCUUUGAAUGGGAAAUGAGUGUACACACACAGAUACUCACUCGACUGCCACUCACUUUGCUUUUUUCAUGUGUCAUGGGGAAAUCCGGGGACACUGACAUUUGGUUUCCAGCAUUGUUAUGUUUCCCCCUUUUUAUAAUUAAUAGAUAAAAACCUUUGAAAAAGUGAACUGGUUCAUUUAAAGAAGAUUGUUGAUAACACAGUAAAACGGACAGACAGGCAACAAAACCUGAGUAGGAGGGUUUGGGUGAUUAGGGAGGAAGGAUGAGUAAGGCGUGUGUCCAUGUUGGGGUUUAAAUGUGCCUCUUUGUGGUGUGUGGGGUGCAAAAUUAGCAUAAUGGGACUGAUGGGAUCUAUAUGUAUCAUGGGUCAACGUUAGAAGUUGGGUGGAAUUGUACCACAUGUGGGGCCACUAUAAUUGUAACUGCAUUAUGAAUCUACCACUGUAACUGGAUAAAUGACUGAAAAUAAAGUACAUUGAACGAUC